AUGGUUGCCAAAAGUAAACAUAAAGUAUUGGCAUGUUCAACACCAGAGCAUAGAUUGGAGUCUCCAUCACGGGAUAGUGACUCAGUAUGUGAUUCGGAUGCUGGAAGUCCAGUUCCAUUCCUUUGCACCCAAGAUGGUGCUGAAGGAGAAACUGAUGUUGUAUGGAACUUUUACACUCCAAAAUCAGAGAGAGCCACAACUCGCACAAAAAACACAACCCCAGUUAGUCGCAAAUCUAGAAGAAUUCGGCCAAAACUAAUUGCAAAAUCAUUGCCUAAAAGGAAAACAGUCAAACCAUCACAAAAGCGUACAGAAUUGUUUCAAGAUCUCGUAGAACUAAAUCAAAACAUACAUGAACUCAUAGGAAAGAAAGCUAAAAGCAAAGAAAUUGAAAAACCACAGUCAUGUAGUGAAGAAGACAUAUUUAGUGAUACCAGUGAAAGUUCCCCCAAGAACAGUCUACGUACUAGUCAGUGCUUAAGAAAAAAUGUAUUGAGUUCUAAAUUCAAAAAGCCAGAACCAGAAAACUGUUUAGAAUCUGAUGAUUCUAUGAAUGAAUGUCUUUUAAAAGCCAGCCAAGCAGUUGAAGAAAAUAUAAUUGGUUAUGAACAUUCUGCACCAAAAAGGCUAUGUCUAGAAACACCAAAAGUUAAGAAUUCAAAGUUAAAAUCAAAACAUAUUACAAUCAAUGAAGAUUCUAUGGAUGCAAUUUUCAAUAACAUCAAAUUGGAUUCACCAUUUAUAAAGAAAACAAAGUAUAAUUCACCAAAACUAAACAAUGACUCAUUUGAUAAUUUUCUAGGUGAUUUAAAUGACAGUACAUUAGAACGAUUGUCUCAAAUGCCUCUUAAGGAUACAAGGAAAAAAGAUUCAAAUUGGGUCUUAGAUGAAGUUGUAUUACAUGGAAACAGUCCAGUAGUCUUUGGGAGGCACAAUUCUAUGCCAGAAUCACCAUCACUAAAUGAUACAAACAAACCCUCUACGAGCGGUAUGGCUUUUAGUAGAUACAGUUCAAUGCCGUUUAAUAAGAGUGCUGAAAAAGUUACACUUCUAGAUGACUCUCCAAUAAGAUGUACUCCUGAUGAAAUUAAGAAAAAACACCAACAAGCUCGGGAGAAACUACUAGCCAAGAGACUUUUACCGUUUACAGCAUCACAACAACCACUAUCUACUCAAACCCAGCCACCCAUAGAGAAUAAACCAACUAAAAAAUCUAUAUUUCAACCUCGUGUAGCCAGUGCUUCUAACAAAAAUAUUUUAAAGCCUCCUCCCAGUAAAACUUCUUCAGAGAAAGGAAACUAUGAGACUGACAUUAAAUUUAUAAUUGAACAGAAGAGGCAAGAAGCUCUAAUGAAGUUGAGAAAGAGACAACCGAAAUAA
Molecule: messenger RNA, 1380 nt
Organism: Leptosia nina
Lineage: Eukaryota; Metazoa; Arthropoda; Insecta; Lepidoptera; Pieridae
Source: the annotation of a GenBank genome assembly